AUGUUCCAAUUCAGGUCUAUAUUUCUAAUCGCUCUGUCUUGCGCCCACUUAGUAUCUUCGUACCCUUUGCUGGGUCGAGGAAACUAUGACAAGGCAGGGGACUCGCAUUGGGUGAAUAUAUGGACUACUAUGCCCCAGUUGGUUGAGCCCGCUAAUCUACCCCCUGUUCCGUUUAAUGGAUCCACUGCGGUCUUCGGCAAUACGACCAUUCGGCAGACCCUUCAGGUUUCAUUAGCUGCACAUGAGAUUCGCAUUCGACUGUCUAAUGCAUUUGGGUCAAACGAUCUGAAGAUCACCAAUGUGAGUAUCGGCCUACCGGCGAGGCCGAUAGUGGGAGUCAGUGGUCUACAGACAGAGACAUUGAAGACUGUGUCCUUCAAUGGGAGCCCAGAUGUGGAUAUCCCGAACGGUGGACUAGUUGUCUCCGACCCAGUAAAGUUUCCUGUUAAGGCCCAAUCGGCUCUCAUGAUCAACAUGUAUCUCGCAGAAGGACAGCAAGGCUUCUCUAUUACUGGCCACCCUGGGAGUAGAACGACCUCAUACCUGGCCUUUGGAGAUUGGAGCGGCGCAAAGAACCUCACGGACUCAUCUGUUCAAAGCACAGAUCAUUGUGGAGUAGAGGCUCGGCUACCUUCCGAAUCCAGUGGCUUUGUGGUCAUUGGCGACAGUAUCACCGAUGGCCGAGGAAGCACUACCAAUGGCAAUGAUCGUUGGCCGGAUCUGUUGCUGGCAAAAAUGCAAAAGCAUAAAUCCACGUCAAAUAUCGCCGUUCUCAACCAGGCCGCUGGCGGAAAUCGUAUUCUACAAGAUGGCCUAGGUCCAAAUGUGAUCAGCCGUCUUGACCGGGAUGUCCUAGCACAAUCUGGAGUGCGAUAUGCGAUGAUCUUCGAAGGCGUCAAUGAUAUUGGCGUCGCUGAUAGCGAUGCAGCCAUCCAGGAGGCGAUUGAGAGGAAACUUGUUGCGGCAUAUAAACAGAUUGCGACACGGGUGCGUGCCCUAGGAAUUCCGAUAUUUGGCGCCACUAUUACGCCAUUCGGCUCGUCGGCGAGCUCCGACUAUGUGCAGCCUUACUCAAGUAUCGAGCGGGAGGGGACUCGUCAGCGAGUCAAUACAUUCAUCCGGAAAAGUGGCGUAUUUGAUGCAGUACUGGACUUUGACCAGGUGUUGAGGGAUCCGCAGGCGCCGUCUCAGCUGCUGGAAAAAUAUGAUUCAGGAGACCAUCUUCACCCUAAUGUAGCGGGUUGUCAAGCAUUGGCUGAUUAUUUCCCUCUCGGGUUAUUCGAGUGA
This is a messenger RNA of Penicillium egyptiacum, 1287 nucleotides long. The record is from the annotation of a GenBank genome assembly. Lineage: Eukaryota; Fungi; Ascomycota; Eurotiomycetes; Eurotiales; Aspergillaceae.